AUGUCUCACCUCUUAGACAGCAUUUUCACCAUCACUAGCAUCUUUCACAAACAUGCAACGGAAGAUGGAGACUCCUUCUACCUCAGCCGAAGGAAGAUGAAAGAGUUCAUCCAGAUGGAGUUUGCAGAUGUCAUAACCAAGCCGCAUGACCCUCAGACGAUUGACAAGAUUCUGCACUUUCUGGAGUGGGAUGGUGAUGGGAAAAUAGAUUUUAAUGAGUUCCUGCUUUUGCUGUUCAGAGCAGCAAGGGCAUGCUACUGGUACCUGCCGAGGGGACCACGCCUUCUGCAAAGAACAAAGCUGACAACCAGUGGCAAAUCACUCCAAGAGCCUGAAACUGGGAACAGAGGGAGCCGUCGGCAGCUCCAGGAGGAGGAACGACAAACCUGUGAGAGCAAUCAUUACCCCCACUGUGAACCAGAACUGCAACGAGCCAACAGGGUCAAUGAUCUUGAAACACUAGAAAAAACAAAGAGUCAUCACCAGCAACAGAAAACACUCAGCAGAAACGAUGUAAAACAAAGCAGCGAGCUGGGGGAGCCAAUCCCUCAGGUAUACAAAGAACGAAGCCAAGAGCCAUGCGACAAACAGAACAGCCAGAGAAGACGUCAGCCACCAGAGCCAGACAGACGAAGAGAUGCACAACACUGCAAGCGCGGCAGCUUGCAAGCACAUGAGCCCGGACCGCAGGUAGAUGAGAGGCAAAAUGACGAGGGCCCUCAGCCAGAACAACUGGCAGACGUGAGGAGUCGCAGCCAGACCUCCGAACCUCAACCACAGCCAAACCAGUGGAGUAGGCAUCAGCCAAAUGAGUCACCACUACCAGCAUAUGAUCAAAAAAAUCAGCGGCCACAAGAAGCAGAUAGAGGAAGUCACAAUAAGGCACGUAAGCCUGAAUUACUCAGAGAAGAGAGAAGCCAUUACCACCUACAUAAGCUGGAACAAAAACCACUUAAACAAAGCCACCACCAGCCACAUGAGCCUGAAUGCCUGGACUCAAGACUGCCACAUCAAUCAUACAUACAAGAACCGCUAGAACUUGACCUCAGGUACUAUGACACCUUUGAGCUAGAAAGAGGUAUCUAUAAACAAGAGAAGAACCAAGAAUAUGAGCUUGAAAAUACAGAAAGUAAGAGAGGAAACCAUCAGGCUCAACAAUGGGAGGAACAAGAUGAUGGAACGAGGAAAAAAUCCAUGCAAGAGAGGAUGAUCAGCCACCAAAGAGCACUGGAGCUAGAGAUCUAUGAGAGCCAAAACCAUAGCCAAAAGUCCGGGGAACUGGAACCGCAUGAUGACGUGGACAGGAGGGACCGUCCCUGCGAGCCUCAACACGAUGGAAGGAGACAGCACGACUCAAUGAGGUAUGAAAGGACACGAGAGACCGCAGCAGCAGAAGCAGACGUGAGGAUCCAGCACGUGUCCCGGGAACUGGAGCCACGUGACGACGUGGACAGGAGGGACGGUUCCCACCAGCCUGAAGACGAUGGAAGGAGACAACGUGACUCACUGAGGUAUGAAAGGACACGAGAGACCGCAGCAGCAGAAGCAGACGUGAGGAUCCAGCACGUGUCCCGGGAACUGGAGCUGCGUGAUGACGUGGACAGGAGGGACCGUCCCUGCGAGCCUCAAGACGAUGGAAGGAGACAACACGAUGGAAGGAGACAACGUGACUCACUGAGGUAUGAAAGGACACGAGAGACCGCAGCAGCAGAAGCAGACGUGAGGAUCCAGCGUGUGUCCAGGGAACUAGGGCCAUGCGACGACGUGGACAGGAGGGACCGUUCCUGCCAGCCUGAAGACGAUGGAAGGAGACAACGUGACUCACUGAGGUAUGAAAGGACACGAGAGACCGCAGCAGCAGAAGCAGACGUGAGGAUCCAGCGCGUGUCGCGGGAACUGGAGCCGCGUGACGACGUGGACAGGAGGGACCGUUCCUGCCAGCCUGAAGACCAUGGCAGGAGACAACGUGACUCACUGAGAUAUGAAAGGACACGAGAGACCGCAGCAGCAGAAGCAGACGUGAGGAUCCAGCGCGUGUCGCGGGAACUGGAGCCGCGUGACGACGUGGACAGGAGGGACCGUCCCUGCGAGCCUCAAGACGAUGGCAGGAGACAACGUGACUCACUGAGAUAUGAAAGGACACGAGAGACCGCAGCAGCAGAAGCAGACGUGAGGAUCCAGCACGUGUCCCGGGAACUGGAGCCGCGUGACGACGUGGACAGGAGGGACCGUCCCUGUGAGCCUGAGGACGAUGGCAGGAGACAACGUGACUCACUGAGGUAUGAAAGGACACGAGAGACCGCAGCAGCAGAAGCAGACGUGAGGAUCCAGCGCGUGUCCCGGGAACUGGAGCCGCGUGACGACGUGGACAGGAGGGACCGUCCCUGCGAGCAUGAAGUCGAUGAAAGGUCACAUGAGCCAUGUCACAGAACCGCUUGCGAGCCCUCAGAUGACCAAGAACGGAGGAACCACAGACUUUUACACGAGGAAGAAGCACGUGAGCCUAACAGGUGCUGGACACAAGAGGAUGAAGGACGACUGCACGAGAAGAGCCUCUACCAAACCGUGGAGGUUGAUAACAGAGACCUCUGCCCACCAGGAGAGCAGACAUCUGUCACUGACAUGAGGGUCCUUUAUAUCCCUGCUGAGCCCAAUGUACAGCCAGCGGUGCGGGUCCUCCCUCAGUCCUGCGAGCCUCAGACCAUUGCAUACUUGAUCCACGUGAUCCAGAAUUUGAAUGAUCCUGACGCUACAACCUACGAGAUUGUCUGCCACCAGCCCCACGACCUGGGGCAGCCUGUCUAUGUGAAGAAGUGCUAUGUGUCACCCCAGCCACCAGCAGUGCUGUGUGACCGGAGCAGCCAGCCAGAGUCACGAGCCCAGAGCGAUGAGAGAGAACCAGGGGAGCCUGAAGCACCACGGCAGGAGGGCACACCAGCUUCCAGCUCCCAGGAAAACACAGGGGAUCUCGAUGAGCCACAGGAGAGGUCUGAAACAGGGGUGAAGGAAGGGGCUCAACUGGUUUCUGCCUCCGAGCCGGAUGGUGUUAAGGAUGACCAUGGCCGGGCAGAGCCCAAUGAGGACAGGAGGGAUAGCCAGCACCCCAAGAUGCCUGACACAGAAGAGAAGGAGGAUCAGCCCCAGGAAGAUGGAUCAAAAGCUGCCAGGGAGGGGGUACCGCAGGAGCCUGAAUCCAGCUGCCAGGUGAGUGAGCGUGAGGACACAGAGGCCAAGAGCUGCCCACCUCUGUCCCAGGCUCCAGAGCCACGGGAAGCUUGUGAGCUGGACUGGCAAGCUGUGGACGAGAGCCGUCCCAAGCCAUCCCGGAGAGAUGAAUCCAGCCCCUGCCAUGAGAAUGCAGAGCUUUCCCCACCGGAGAAGAGCCGCCAGCCACCUCAGAAGGAGAACAGCAAGAAGAGCCCCCGGCAAGUGAGCGAUGCCCAGCCUCAAUGGGAGCAGGAACAACGUGUUUGCACCAAGCAGAGCCAGGGCCCUCCUGGACCCCCGGUCUCGCAGGAGGCACCGAGCUGUCCUGUCGGGGAUGAAGCCAAGGCAUCUUAA
Messenger RNA from Opisthocomus hoazin, 3561 nucleotides. NCBI's taxonomy places the organism in Eukaryota, Metazoa, Chordata, Aves, Opisthocomiformes, Opisthocomidae. The record is from RefSeq and is a predicted model, not a curated record.